Molecule: messenger RNA, 831 nt
Organism: Symsagittifera roscoffensis
Lineage: Eukaryota; Metazoa; Xenacoelomorpha; Acoela; Convolutidae
Product: nucleoside diphosphate kinase A-like
Exons: 6
Coding region: 4-831 (275 amino acids)
Biological process (GO): GTP biosynthetic process; CTP biosynthetic process; UTP biosynthetic process
Molecular function (GO): nucleoside diphosphate kinase activity
Source: RefSeq, a predicted model, not a curated record
GCGAUGGAGCGGAGUUUCGUUGCUAUCAAACCCGACGGAGUUCAGAGGAAGUUGGUGUCUGAAAUCUUGUCUCGGUUUGAGAGGAGAGGCUACAAGCUGGUGGCUCUGAAGAUGUUACAACCCACAAGAGAAUUGCUUGAGGAACACUAUCAGGAAAUCAGGGCGAUACAGGAUCUGAAAUCGAAGAAGUUCUUCCAAGACCUCAUUACCUACAUGCGCAGUGGACCAAUUGUAGCCAUGGUGUGGGAAGGAGAAAACGUAGUUAAGCAAGGUCGAGCUAUGCUGGGAGCGACAAACCCCCAAGAGAGUGUGCCGGGGACAAUUAGGGGGGACUUCACAAUCACGGUGGGAAGAAAUAUAGCGAUGGAGCGGAGUUUCGUUGCUAUCAAACCCGACGGAGUUCAGAGGAAGUUGGUGUCUGAAAUCUUGACUCGGUUUGAGAGGAGAGGCUACAAGCUGGUGGCUCUGAAGAUGUUACAACCCACAAGAGAAUUGCUUGAGGAACACUAUCAGGAAAUUAGGGCGAUACAGGAUCUGAAAUCGAAGAAGUUCUUCCAAGACCUCAUUACCUACAUGCGCAGUGGACCAAUUGUAGCCAUGGUGUGGGAAGGAGAAAACGUAGUUAAGCAAGGUCGAGCUAUGCUGGGAGCGACAAACCCCCAAGAGAGUGUGCCGGGGACAAUUAGGGGGGACUUCACAAUCACGGUGGGAAGAAAUAUAGUACACGGAAGUGACUCGGUGGCAUCAGCCCAGAAGGAAAUCGGUCUGUGGUUUAGAGAAGAAGAAAUAUCUUCGUGGGAUUCGAAUGAUCACAUCUGGCUGUACGAAUGA